AUGAGGAGCCGACGAGGGUGGACGACUCUGCUGUUGCAAAACAGAAGGAGUUUUGCGUCGCGGAACGCGACUACUACUGCCAUUGAUUCUUCGGCUCUUAUUUAUCUCGGAGCUGCUGGGAGUAACAGCAGCAGCUCGAGUCUUUCUCAUCAUCAUCAUCAAAACCAUCAUCAUCAUCAUCAUCUUCGAAAAGUGGGAAGGAGCAGACACUACGCGAGCGAUGUAUCGGAGGAACGAAAGCGCGCGAGAAAUAUAGGCAUCAGUAAGUUCUUUGCUUUGUCGUUCAUUUUAUCUGGUCUCGUCGUCGUCGUCCUCUGCGCACACAUUGACUCUGGGAAAACAACCUUAACCGAGCGGAUUUUGUUUUACACCGGACGGAUAAACGAAAUACACGAAGUGCGAGGGAAAGACGGCGUCGGGGCGAAAAUGGAUUCCAUGGAACUUGAAAGAGAGAAAGGCAUUACGAUCCAAUCUGCGGCGACUUACACAACGUGGAAGGAUUCAUCGAUCAACAUUAUCGAUACGCCAGGUCACGUUGAUUUUACCAUCGAAGUCGAACGCGCGCUGAGAGUGUUGGACGGAGCGGUGUUGGUUUUGUGUUCAGUCGGUGGAGUGCAGUCGCAAAGUAUUACCGUAGAUAGACAAAUGCGAAGAUAUAACGUGCCGAGAUUAUGCUUUAUCAACAAAUGCGAUCGGGUCGGCGCGGAUCCGUGGAAAGUGUUGAAACAGGUGAAGGAUAAAUUGCGAUUGAAUUGUGCCGCAGUGCAAAUCCCGAUCGGGUUGGAAGAGAAGCAUGACGGGGUCGUGGAUUUAGUCACCAUGAAAGCGAUUACGUUUCAUGGACAACACGGAAAUGACAUUAAAGUGAGCGAUGAGAUACCGAGCGAUUUAAAAGAUUUAGCGAAUGAAAAGCGAAAAGAGUUAAUUGAAACUGUCUCGGGCGUAGAUGACGAUUUAGCAGAGAUUUUUCUCAUGGAAGAAGAACCGACGGUCGAGCAGUUGAAAGAGGCAAUUCGACGGAGCGUGGUUUCGAAUCAGUUUGCCCCAGUUUUCAUGGGCUCGGCGUAUAAAAAUAGAGGCGUUCAGCUUUUGUUAGAUGGCGUGGUGGAUUAUCUCCCGGCGCCGCACGAAGUAGAAAACAUCGCUUUGGAUUUGAAUAAAGACGAAGAGCCUGUGAAGACAGUUUCUGACCCAAAAGCUCCGUUAGUUGGAUUGGCAUUUAAGUUGGAAGAAGGUAGAUUUGGUCAGCUCACGUAUUUGCGCAUAUAUCAAGGCACAAUUACAAAAGGUAUGACAAUUGUCAACACUCGAACAGGGAAGAAAUUGAAGGUGCCUCGAUUAGUACGCAUGCAUUCGGACGAAAUGGAAGACGUAAAGGAAUCUCAAUCAGGAGAAAUUGUCGCGCUCUUCGGCGUCGAUUGUCAAUCUGGAGAUUCAUUUACGGAUGGAACUAUUAAUUAUGCUAUGACCUCCAUGCGAGUGCCAGAACCGGUCAUGUCAUACGCAGUCGCACCAAAAUCGAGAACUGAUUCGUCAAACUUCUCAAAAGCUUUGUCUCGUUUUCAACGCGAAGAUCCUACGUUCAAAGUUCACCAGGAUGAAGAAAGUGCGCAAACUAUUAUAUCUGGUAUGGGUGAACUACACCUCGACAUCUACGUUGAAAGAAUGAAAAGAGAAUACAAAGUCGACGUCGAGGUUGGGAACCCGAGAGUGAAUUACCGGGAAGCGAUUACCCAAAAAGCAGAGUUUGAUUAUUUACACAAGAAGCAAUCUGGAGGGUCCGGUCAGUACGGUAGAGUUGUUGGAUACAUCGAGCCGAUUGUUCAAGCUGACGAAGAGACCAGAUCGACGGAUGUUAUUUUUGAAAACGGUAUCGUAGGAAACGCUAUUGCACCAGGAUAUAUCGUAGGGGUCGAGAAAGGUUUCAAAGAAGCCGCCAACGGCGGUGGUUUGAUCGGAUAUCCCGUUCAAGGUUUAAGAAUUGUCCUUACGGACGGCGCUUCGCACGCCGUCGAUAGUUCAGAAUUGGCGUUUAAAAUUGCCGCUUUAAACGCUUUCAAAGUCGCGUUUAAAAACGCGGGACCGAAAAUAUUAGAACCAAUAAUGAAAGUAGACGUGACAGUUCCGAACGAGUUUCAAGGUACGGUCAUCGGCAACAUUAAUCAGAGAAAAGGCACGAUUUUAGAUUCAGUCGGCGAGAACGACGAUGUCUGCGUUACGGCGUUGUUACCUUUGAGUAAGAUGUUUGGCUACUCGACCGAGCUACGAUCGAUGACUCAAGGUAAGGGCGAAUUUACCAUGGAGUAUUCCUCGCACUCGGCCGUCGACGCCGGGACGCAACAAGAAUUGAUGACGCAAUUUAGCAAAAGUUCAUAA
Messenger RNA from Bathycoccus prasinos, 2376 nucleotides. RefSeq names its product elongation factor G. The transcript has 2 exons. The record is from RefSeq and is a predicted model, not a curated record. The coding region runs from base 1 to 2376 and encodes 791 amino acids. Gene Ontology annotation, cellular component: mitochondrion. Gene Ontology annotation, biological process: mitochondrial translational elongation. Lineage: Eukaryota; Viridiplantae; Chlorophyta; Mamiellophyceae; Mamiellales; Bathycoccaceae. Gene Ontology annotation, molecular function: translation elongation factor activity; GTPase activity; GTP binding.